AUGAUGAUUGGUGCUUGGAAGCAAAUAAUGGGUUGGAAGAAAAAAGCCAAAGAGUUGUUCAGCCCAAGAGAGGUUUUCUACCUCCUCACCAUCACAAUCCUCAGCCUCCUCCUUCCUUUGUCUUUCCUUCUCUUAGCCACUCUCUCUGCUGCCCAAUAUUACCUUCAGACCCUAACUCUGUUCCAAUACUCACCACAACACUUUCCCUAUCUUUUCCACCUCGCCCUCCACAUCAACCCAUGUAUUCUCUACGUUCUGGUUUCCAUUGUGAGCGUAGGGACCCUGAUCCAGGGGCUCAUGGGUGAAAAAAACACAAUUUUUAGUCAGACACCGUCCAAGUCCUCAUGUCUCUCUUUAGCGUGGAUUCUCCUUUGCGCGUUCCAAGUUUGCGUUGGUUUGGGCAUCGAGGAAAGCAUUGCGGCUGGGCUUUAUGAGUACGAUGAUGACGUGUCCAGUUCCGGCGCCGAGAGAAGCCUGCUGAGCAGGAUGAAUUUUCUGUUGGGCUUGCACGAGACGACCCACGUUUGGUGUCGGAUGGUGGUGAGGCCCGUCGUGGACGACACUGUGUUCGGAGGGGCUCGAAAAGAGAGGUGGGUGGAGAGGGCGGGCCUGGCUGCGGGCUUGGGCACCUUGUGGUGGUGGAGGUUGAGGGAGGAGGUGGAGACUCUGGUGGUUGUUGGCCAAGUGAAGAAUGAGCAAAUGAUGGAUGUGGGAAUUGGUGAUUUUAUUGGAUGGUGGUUGUAUUAUCUCAUUGUGACAAUUGGGAUGGUGAGGGUUGUGAAAGGUCUCAUGUGGAUGUUCAUGAUUUCUCUCUGUAGAAGAAGGCCUACAACAAUGGAGGUGGAAACCAGUGAGAACGAUGACAAGGUGUAA
Sphenostylis stenocarpa is the source of this 873-nucleotide messenger RNA. The record is from the annotation of a GenBank genome assembly. NCBI's taxonomy places the organism in Eukaryota, Viridiplantae, Streptophyta, Magnoliopsida, Fabales, Fabaceae.